UAGAGCUCAGUCCUCGUGUGGGCUGCACACACACCCUCAGCUCCUACUCCCGGAUCACAGCGAGAUCAGCCUACAGCACAAACCCCCUGCAAGACAGAAAUUCAAGGGACAGCCRCAGAACAAAACUAGGGAGAAGCACCAACUUGACGAACUAGAGCCCAUCAUCUGCCUGGGCCGCGGAGGAGCAGGGAGCAGCCAACCCCAGGGAGCCGGGAGAGCCAUGCCGGACUCCUUCGCCAUCCACUUCCUCAAGGUGCUCCGGGAGCUGCUGGCCUUCGUGCUGUUCAGCUACACGGUGCUGCUCGGGGCGCUGCUGCUCGCUGGCUGGACCACCUAUUUCCUGGUGCUUAAAUGAGAGCUCUGCUCCUGCCCCUGCUCCUGCUGCCACGGGCUUUCCAGAGGUGCAGCUCCGCACACGCGAUGGAUGCCCCUUCCCCCUGCGCCAAACCUGCAAGAGYUCUGUGCUGCUACGGCCUCAUCACAGGCUUAUUUUCCUAUGUAAAAAUAAUAAAAGUUAAAAGGAAAGGUAUCCACGCGCAUGCACUUUACAGAUCCUUGUGGCUCUCGCAGAUUCUUUGUGUCUCCUGGAUGUUUUUUUCUGUCCCCUGAACUAUUUAAAAGCCUCCCAGCAGUUUUCUCCUGAGAUUCCCACUCUGCCGAGCGCAGCACUGGGGACUGCAGGGAUGCAACAGCACUCCAACAUCACAAUAAACAAGUCCU
This is a messenger RNA of Malurus melanocephalus (red-backed fairy wren), 720 nucleotides long. RefSeq lists its product as uncharacterized. The record is from RefSeq and is a predicted model, not a curated record. The transcript is spliced from 2 exons. Lineage: Eukaryota; Metazoa; Chordata; Aves; Passeriformes; Maluridae. Bases 221 to 355 code for a protein of 44 amino acids.